AUGGACGGCGAUACCCCCAACACUGGCGCCGAGAUUGAUCUCUACGAGAUCCUCGGCGUCCCCAAAGAUGCCUCUCAAGCCGAUAUCCGCAAAGCAUACAGAAAAGCGGCGCUGGCCAGCCACCCCGACAAAGUGCCGCCCGAGGAGCGGGAAGAGGCAGAGGCCCGUUUCAAAGCCGCCUCCCAGGCUUACGAGAUCCUUUACGACGACGAGAAGAGACAUCUCUACGAUGCCCACGGCAUGGCUGCCUUCGAUGGGUCCCGCGGCCCCGGGGGCAUGGGUGGGGAGGUGAACAUGGAAGACAUCCUCAACCUGUUCGGCAUGGGUGGUGGGAUCCCGGGGAUGGGCAUGCCGGGGAUGGGCGGUCGCAAAAUGCGACGAAGUCCCGAUGAAAAUCAGAAAUACGAAGUCACCCUGGAAGAUUUGUACAAAGGCAAGACUGUCAAGUUCUCUUCCACCAAGAACGUCAUCUGUUCGAAAUGCAAGGGUACCGGUGGUGCAGAGAAGGCACAAGCCAAAGAGUGCUCCGCUUGCAAGGGGCAGGGUGUCAAACAGGUUCUGAGCCAGGUGGGGCCGGGCAUGUUGACCCAGCGCAUGGUCGAGUGCGGUGCCUGCGAGGGUACAGGCCAGGUUUUCAAUCCCAAGGACAAAUGCAAGAAAUGCAAGGGCAAGAGGGUCACGGAAGAGAAGAAGCAACUCGAACUCUACAUCCCCCGUGGUGCUCGGGAAGGGGAUCAAAUCAAACUCGAAGGCGAGGCGGAUCAGGUCCCUGGGGCCGAGCAGACGGGAGACAUCAUUUUCCACCUCGUUGAGCAGCCUCAUGAGGUGUUCCAGCGCACGGGCAACGACCUCAGCGCAAAGCUCGACAUCACUCUCGCCGAGGCGCUGACGGGCUUCCACCGCGUCGUCCUCAAGCACCUCGACGGGCGGGGCAUUGAACUGAGGCACCCACAAGAACCAGGCCAGAUCCUCCGCCCGGGCGAAGUGCUCAAGAUCCACGGUGAGGGCAUGCCGCUCAAGAAGUCUGACGCAAAGGGAGAUCUCUAUCUCGUCGUCGAGAUCGCCUUCCCUGAAGAUGGCUUCUUCUUGGACAAGCCCGAGGCGUUGGAGCAACUGCAGAAACUCCUCCCUGGGCCGGAGCCACCGAUCGAAGCCGAGGAAACCGAUGAGGUGAGUUUCGAGGUGGCAGACAUUGACGAAAUCGGAGGUCAGGAGGCCCAAGGAGCGUGGGAGGACGAAGAUGGUCCGCAGGGUGCGCAGUGCCAGACUCAGUAA
Molecule: messenger RNA, 1275 nt
Organism: Fonsecaea nubica
Lineage: Eukaryota; Fungi; Ascomycota; Eurotiomycetes; Chaetothyriales; Herpotrichiellaceae
Exons: 1
Coding region: 1-1275 (424 amino acids)
Biological process (GO): protein refolding
Cellular component (GO): cytoplasm
Molecular function (GO): Hsp70 protein binding
Source: RefSeq, a predicted model, not a curated record